Molecule: messenger RNA, 2475 nt
Organism: Penicillium macrosclerotiorum
Lineage: Eukaryota; Fungi; Ascomycota; Eurotiomycetes; Eurotiales; Aspergillaceae
Product: choline/carnitine O-acyltransferase
Exons: 4
Coding region: 1-2475 (824 amino acids)
Biological process (GO): carnitine metabolic process
Cellular component (GO): mitochondrion
Molecular function (GO): carnitine O-acetyltransferase activity
Source: RefSeq, a predicted model, not a curated record
AUGUCUUACUCGCCCACCGCAGUUCGAUUCUUCACUGCGCCCAAACCACUGGGGGAUACGAUGGAGACCGACUCGUCAAAAACGAACGGGACAGAGUCCCAGGGUCAUACGGUUGUGAGACCGAAUGUGCCGACCGAGCAGCCUUCCUCGAAUGGGGUGGAGGCCCUCAAUCCCAAAAAACGAGGCUUAACAUUUACCAACCAAGAUUCGCUGCCGAAACUCCCAAUUCCGGACCUUGAAGAGACCUGCCGCAGACAUCUCGACGCGCUUAUUGCGCUACAGACGCCCCGAGAACACGAAGAGACCAAAGCUGCAGUGAGAGACUUUCUCAGGACCGAUGGGCCGAUUCUCCAGGAGAAGCUCAAGAACUAUGCCACAUCGAAAACAAGCUUCAUUGAACAGUUUUGGUAUGACUCGUACUUGAAUUUUGAUAACCCUGUCGUUUUGAAUCUGAACCCAUUCUUUUUGUUGGAGGAUGACCCCACCCCUGCGCGAAACCACCAGGUAACCAGAGCAGCCUCAUUGGUGGUUUCCGCGCUCUCUUUUGUGCGAGCGGUGCGGAAAGAGGAACUUCCCCCUGACACCGUUCGCGGAACACCACUGUGCAUGUACCAAUACUCACGACUUUUUGGCACCGCUCGACUCCCCACGGACAAUGGCUGUGUUAUUAGCCAAGAUCCGUCUGCCAAGCACAUGGUUGUCAUGUGCCGAGGCCAGUUCUAUUGGUUUGAUGUAUUAGAUGACAACAGCGACUUGAUAAUGACAGAGAAAGAUAUCGCGCUCAACUUGCAUGUCAUCGUUGAAGAUGCUGCACAGACGCCAAUUCAGGAAGCCGCCAAGGGCGCAUUGGGCGUUCUCAGCACAGAGAACCGAAAAGUAUGGUCGGGCCUGAGGGAAAUAAUGACGAAAGAUCAGUCCUCGAACAAUGCGGAGUGCUUGAACAUUGUUGACACGGCUCUUUUUGUGCUGUGUCUGGAUGAUACCGAGCCAUCAACCACCGCAGAGCUUUGCGCGAACAUGCUAUGUGGCACGAGCGAAGUCAUUAAGGGCGUGCAGGUUGGAACCUGCACCAAUCGAUGGUACGAUAAGUUGCAAAUCAUUGUUUGCAAGAAUGGCAGUGCCGGAAUCAACUUUGAACACACGGGUGUGGAUGGUCAUACCGUGUUGCGUUUUGCUAGCGAUGUUUACACAGAUACUAUCCUUCGUUUUGCAAAGACCAUCAAUGGUCAAGCACCCAGCCUUUGGGCGACUACAAGCCCAGACCCCGCGAAACGUGACCCGCGCAGCUUUGGGAACAUUAGUGCCACUCCACGGAAGCUUGAGUGGGACAUGACCCCUGAACUUCAGAUUGCACUUCGGUUUGCGGAGUCUCAUCUGUCGGACCUACUGUAUCAGCAUGAGUUCCAAGUGCUAGACUUCGAGGGGUUUGGCAAGAACUUUAUCACGUCCAUGGGAUUCUCUCCAGAUGCAUUUGUGCAGAUGGCUUUCCAAGCGGCCUAUUACGGUCUCUAUGGUCGUGUGGAGAACACAUAUGAGCCUGCCAUGACGAAGUUCUUCCUACACGGGCGGACGGAGGCUGUGCGAACGGUGACACCCGAAACUGUCGACUUCGUCAAGACCUUCUGGGGCGAAAACCCUGCAGAGCAGAAAAUCGAUGCACUACGCACUGCAACCCAAAGACACACGGCCAUCACCAAGGAAUGCUCCAAGGGCCAGGGCCAGGAUCGCCACUUGUAUGCUCUGUACUGCCUUUGGCAGCGAUCGUUUGAAAGUCUAUUCCACGAUAGUAGCUCAACAGGGGGCUAUUCAAGCCCCAGCGAGGGACACGAAUCCCCCAGAUUCUCUGAGCCCUCAGAGGACGGGUUUUCAUCCCCGAACAGCGGCAGUAUUCGCGGAAUGCGCACAGUGCCAAUGCCUACGCCCACUAUCUUCAGCGAUGCUGGCUGGGAUAAGAUCAACAACACGAUUUUGUCCACGUCCAAUUGUGGCAACCCAUGCUUACGACACUUCGGGUUCGGUCCGACUUCAGCGGAUGGCUUCGGCAUUGGAUACAUCAUCAAAGAUGAGUCGAUUUCGUUCUGCGCGUCGUCCAAACACCGACAAACAGCGCGCCUUAUGCACACCCUUGAAUCGUACCUAUUUGAGAUCCGCAAACUCUUGCGCGCCACCAAUCGCAAGGCCGCCAGCCCACGUACCAGUAGGGCGCGAGAAACCGAGAUGCUAGCUGAAAGGCUACAGAUGGACUCUCAACGACGCGGUCGGAUUGUUCGCAGUGAUACCCGGGGCACUGAUACACCCAAUACAACGACGGAUAGUGGUGAAAUAGAAGAUGAUGGAAUGGGAGGAUAUGGUUUCUUUGAUGCAGGAAUGCUUCUCCAUGCGCUGAAGGGCAUCAGUGCAGAGCGAGAGCAACGCAGAGAUCAACCCGCCAAGAGGAAAUUUGUUGGCAAAAAAUUGCAUCUCAAUGAAUAUUAA